Exophiala xenobiotica is the source of this 2399-nucleotide messenger RNA. RefSeq lists its product as uncharacterized. The record is from RefSeq and is a predicted model, not a curated record. The transcript is spliced from 2 exons. Lineage: Eukaryota; Fungi; Ascomycota; Eurotiomycetes; Chaetothyriales; Herpotrichiellaceae. Gene Ontology annotation, biological process: ubiquinone biosynthetic process. The coding region runs from base 20 to 928 and encodes 302 amino acids. Gene Ontology annotation, molecular function: methyltransferase activity.
CCGAAUAGCCAUCACAACGAUGCUGCGUCCUGUCGCUCGGCGAGGUGCCUCUCUGAGGAGCUGUGGGCUCGGCCCCAGACCCUUGCAACGACCAUUCUGUGCGACACCCUUGCGAUCGCAGCAGCUACCUGGGGAGAAUGAGCGGACCACGCACUUCGGCUUCGAAACCAUUGCAGAAGCCCAGAAGGAAGGAAGAGUUGGAGCCGUUUUCUCGUCGGUAGCAUCAUCGUAUGACACGAUGAACGACCUCAUGUCUCUGGGAGUCCACCGGUUAUGGAAAGACUAUUUUGUCAGAAGCCUCAAUCCCGGCAGUCGGACAGAUCAAAAAGGCUGGAACAUCCUCGAUGUGGCAGGCGGAACAGGAGACAUUGCAUUUCGCAUGCUCGAUCAUGCAACAAACGUUAACCUUGACCUCAAUACCAAGGUCACCAUUGCGGACAUCAACCCAGACAUGCUGGCUGAAGGCCAAAAAAGAGCUUUGCAAACACCGUAUGGGAAAUCUGGAAGGUUGUCCUUCAUGCAAGGCAAUGCAGAAUCCAUGCCGUCAAUCGAGUCCAACUCUGUGGACCUCUACACUGUGGCAUUCGGUAUCCGGAAUUUUACAAACAAAGACGCCGCAGUCCGCGAGGCCUUUCGAAUCCUUAAACCCGGCGGUGUCUUCGCUUGCCUCGAGUUCAGUCAUGUCAAUAGUUCUCUGUUCAACGCUGUAUACAAGAGAUGGAGCUUCGGAGCUAUCCCGCUCAUCGGACAGCUAGUUGCAGGAGACCGAGACAGCUAUCAAUACCUGGUUGAGAGCAUUGAGCGAUUUCCGACACAAGAGGAGUUCAAGGCAAUGAUUCAAGCGGCCGGUUUCGUUACUCCCGGCCAAGGGUAUGAAAACCUGACCGGAGGUAUAGCCAGCAUCCACCGAGGCGUCAAGCCGCUAUGAACACAUUCAGAAACCUUCGACCAAAACGCCACGUGUCGCACAUGAGUUCUAGCGGUGAUGCAGGAAGUUCUCCAGACAUCAUCACUGCUACUCUUAUAUUCUCCCGGCAUGCAACCCUCCAGUCACUGUGAUGUCGGCACCCGUGGUAUAUGAAGCGGCGUCACUCAGCAGAUAUACGGCUGUGCCGGUCAGAUCGUUGCGGUUGCCAAUCCUCCGCAAUGGCGGCGAGGAGUGCAUCAAUUCCACCAGGUGCGGAUGUUGUUCGCGCAACGAUCUACUCAUAUCUGUUUCGAUGAAUCCAGGAGAUAUUGUAUUGCAGCGAAUGCCCUGUGGCGCCAGUUCGACGCUCAGAGCUGUGCUGAGCAUCCUGACCGCUCCUUUUGAGGCAUAGUACGCUGACAGUCGAUGCCCGGGAAUGGCGCAGUGGGCACAGACAGAGGCGAUUAGGAUGAGGCUGCCUCCUGUACCUUGUUGCUCCAUUUGCUUCGCAGCCAUCUGAGCUGCGAAGAAUGUACCAGUAACCUGUACAAUAUGAGCAGCACAACAAGAAGAACGAAAUUCGCUGCUUACAUUUAUAUCCAAAACCCUACGAACCUCGUCCCAUGAUUGUUCUCCGAAGGGCUUGUCAACGCAUAUGCCGGCUGCUGUCACACUGUUUCUGGGAGUUAAUCGAGCUUUCAUGCCUCAUAGAGCACAACCUACCAGCCCUCCAGACUCCCAAACUCAGAAACAGUUUGCUCGAAUGCCUUGGUCAAACUCUCUUCACUCGUGACAUCGGUGUGGAUGUACCUGGCCUUGACUCCAAAGUCGCCUUCCAAGGUGCCAAAGUCUUUCACGGGUGAGUCCAGGACAUCAAGAACAGCUACAUUGCCUCCCAUCUCUGCAAUCGCUCUAGUAAUUCCAUAGCCGAUUCCUCGGCCGCCGCCGGUAAUGAUGUAGUUGCGGCCUUUCAAGUCGAACAUGGGCCGCACGCUUCUCAGGUCUCCAUCAUGGAGUUCGCUUCGUCUCGCGGACGUGGUUGAUAUCCUGGCCAGCUGCGUAGGGCGGCAGACUUUGUUAAUAUUCUUUACGAAGGUGACCCCUCUGUGUGAUAGCAUUGUGGAUGGUGUCGAAAGCGCACAGCCUCUUGCGGUGAAGAGACAGGACUUGCUGAGAGGUUAACUUAUAAUUCUCGGCGGUCUGCCCAUUGACAAAAGGAAACACUUCCCCCAACUGUAUCUUUGGUCGACCGAGUCUCCCCAAGACCAUUCCUUACCUGUAUUUGGGGUCAGAAAAGGCCUGGGACUUAGGGGCAUACUCCGUACGAGAUCGCUGAUUUACCCUGGACGACUACCCCGCAAUUCAUGUCGGCGGGACCUCAAGUGUUACGGGGUACACCUUCCCUGCACUUUGGACCUUCAUCGCAGUACCCUUAUGCCAACGUUAGGCAGAUAGCCUGUUUACAGUAUUCCUGCAUCCUUGCAUCUUAGAG